Camelina sativa (false flax) is the source of this 1378-nucleotide messenger RNA. The record is from RefSeq and is a predicted model, not a curated record. NCBI's taxonomy places the organism in Eukaryota, Viridiplantae, Streptophyta, Magnoliopsida, Brassicales, Brassicaceae.
UGGUUUCGAAGGUUCGGCGGAAAUUUUAUUAAAUUCAGCAGUGCGGACAUUAGAUUUGGAGUUAAACAGUUUUGAAGGACCACUUCCGAAUCCACCACUCUCUAUCAAUAUCUUGUCUGUGGCUCACAAUAACUUUACAGGGAAGGUACCUCUUUCAAUAUGCAACCGAAGCUCUCUCGAUGUUCUUUUCUUAUCCUACAACAACUUCAGUGGCCCAAUUCCACAAUGUCUGAGUAAUUUGACAAUUGCGUGUCUCCGGAAGAAUAGCUUGGAAGGAAGUAUUCCUGACGCAUUCUAUGUCGGUACCUCUCUAUUGACGCUCGACGUUGGCUUCAAUCGAAUAACCGGGAAGCUUCCAAGAUCUCUUCACAAUUGUUCAUCUCUAAGGUUUCUAAGCGUUGACAACAAUGGAAUCAAAACACGUUUCCUUUUUGGCUCAAGGGUUUACCAAAUUUGCGUGUCCUUACCCUUCGUUCAAACAAAUUCUACGGUCCUAUAUCUCCUCCUCAUCAAGGUCCACUCGGAUUUCCUGAGCUGCGGAUAUUUGAGAUAACUAAUAACAAGUUUACUGGAAGCUUGCCACCAAAUUACUUUGUGAACUGGAAAGCAUCAUCACUCACGUUGAAUCAAGGUGGGGGUUUAUAUAUGAUACACGAGACCGAUCCUUACGGGUCAAUCGGAUCUUCUGGCAUUAUAGAUCAUAUAGAUUUGCAAUACAAAGGUCUACACAUGGAGCAAGCAAAUGUCCUCACUUCCUACACCACCAUUGAUCUUUCUGGAAACCUACUUGAAGGACAUAUUCCUGAAUAUAUUGGUCUCUUGAAGGCACUGAUUGCACUCAACUUAUCAAACAACGCUUUCACAGGCCAUAUUCCUCUGUCUGUGGCCAAUCUUAAGGAGAUCGAGUCACUAGAUUUGUCAAGAAACCAACUCUCAGGGACUAUUCCUAAUGGACUCGCGAGCCUCUCGUUUUUGGCCUACAUAAAUGUGUCUCAUAACCAACUCAAGGGUGAAAUACCACAAGGAACACAAAUCACUGGGCAACCUAAAUCUUCCUUUGAAGGGAAUGCUGGUCUUUGUGGUAUUCCUUUGGAGGAGACUUGCUUUGGGAGUAAUACGCCACCAACACAGCAGCCCAAAGAAGAAAACGAGGAAGAGGAACACGUGUUGAGCUGGAAAGCAGUGGCCAUAGGAUAUGGACCUGGAUUGUUGGUUGGAUUAGCAAUAGCACAACUAAUUGCCUCAUACAAGCCAGAGUGGCUCGCAAAAAUAAUUGGUCCAAAGAAGCGCAUAAACCGUUAGGACUGUUUCAGUUUGACUUUGAUCCCUCAAUGUAUGUCAAGUGGUUGUUGGUUUUGUAUUGAACUAUUUCCUUGUG